AUGUUAAAACGGAUAGCUCCAAUACGACAAUUGUACAGAACAUCCAGAGCCAUGGCCACCAAAUCAACAGACCCAACGAGUUUGCAUAAUCCGUAUUUUCAUCAAAAGCCGGGACAAAAAGAUAUUUGGUCGUUGAUCAAUGAAACUGCAGCCCAAGCACAACAAGAAUCAGGAGAGCCGAUUGUCAAUUUGGGACAAGGGUUUUUCUCCUAUAAUCCUCCUGAGUUUGCCAUCAACGCUGUUGGCGAAGCAUUGACCAAACCCCAAUUCAACCAAUAUGCACAUGCUCGCGGAAACCCAAACUUGUUGAAACAAGUGGCAGAACAUUACUCGCGGUCAUAUGGACGUGCCGUUGGGAUCGACGAAGUUCAAAUCACCACGGGUGCAAAUGAGGGAAUGUUUGCCAUUUUCUUUGGUUUCUUGACCCCGGGCGAUGAAGUAAUUGUGUUUGAACCAUUUUUUGACCAGUACAUCCCUAAUGUCGAAAUGACGGGUGCGAAGAUCAAGUAUGUGGAAAUUAAGUAUCCCAAGAAAUUCGACAACGAGGUUGUCGCGGGCCAGGAUUGGGAGAUUGACUGGGAAGGAUUGAAUAAUGCAAUUACUGACAAGACAAAGAUCAUUGUGAUAAAUACCCCACACAACCCAAUUGGCAAGGUUUUCACCGAGGAGGAAUUGUACAAGAUUGGAAAACUUGCAGUGGACCACAAUCUAAUCCUUGUCAGUGAUGAGGUUUACGAGAACUUGUAUUAUACAAACAAGUUUCCUCGUCCGGCUGCAUUACCACAGUUACCUGAGUUGGCUGAACGAACAUUGACAGUGGGUUCUGCUGGGAAAUCAUUUGCCGCCACUGGUUGGAGAGUAGGGUAUAUUCAGGGCCCUGCCAAUUUGAUAAAAUUUGUAACUGCAGCUCACACCAGAAUUUGUUUCUCGACCCCAGCACCAUUGCAACAGGCAGUGUCGCAGGGAUUUGAGCAGGCAGAGAAAACCAACUAUUUUGAGACCACUCGAAAGGAGUAUGAGCACAAGUACAAAAUAUUCACCAAGGUAUUUGACGAUUUGGGAUUACCCUACACUGUUGCUGAAGGAGGGUACUUUGUGUUGGUGAACUUGCUGAAGGUGAAGAUACCUGCAGAUUAUGAGUUUCCUGAGACCAUCAGUGAUCGUGGCACUUUAGAUUUCAAGUUGGCGUAUUGGUUGAUCAAAGAAAUUGGAGUUGUUGGAAUCCCGCCCACAGAGUUUUUGACCGAAUCAAACAGAAAGGGGAACGGCUUGGAAAAUUGUGUCAGAUUUGCUGUUUGCAAAGAUGAUGCUGUUUUAGAAGAUGCAGUGGAGAGAUUGAAAAAAUUAAAAGACUUUUUAUAA
This is a messenger RNA of Candida dubliniensis CD36, 1362 nucleotides long. RefSeq names its product pyridoxal phosphate-dependent aminotransferase. The record is from RefSeq and is a predicted model, not a curated record. The transcript has a single exon. Gene Ontology annotation, cellular component: cytoplasm; mitochondrion. Lineage: Eukaryota; Fungi; Ascomycota; Pichiomycetes; Serinales; Debaryomycetaceae. Gene Ontology annotation, biological process: biosynthetic process. Gene Ontology annotation, molecular function: L-kynurenine:2-oxoglutarate transaminase activity; pyridoxal phosphate binding. The coding region runs from base 1 to 1362 and encodes 453 amino acids.